ACAAAUGCAACUCUGUCUAAAGCUUUUGUCAUUUGCUCCACUCGUUCCUUCAUGGUAUGCCUCGUUAGUUUUUGUGUUGUAGACUUGCUCUGUCUCUUCCACCAGCGCUCAGCAUCGGUAACACGGAAGUCACCACUUUAUCAUGAAGUCACAUAUGCAUCCUGUAAAGAUGUUUCUUCAGUACUUGCUUCUAUUCCUUAUGCUCCCACUUUGCAGCUCCACUAACACCAUAACUCCUAACCAGCCCUUCAGAGAUGGUGACCUUCUAGUCUCUAAAGAGUCCAGGUUUGCUCUUGGCUUCUUCAGUCCACGGAAUUCUACACUCCGAUAUAUUGGAGUUUGGUACAACACAAUUCGUGAACAAACCGUUGUAUGGGUUCUUAAUAGAGACCAUCCUAUCAAUGAUACCUCCGGAGUCCUCUCCAUCAACACUUCUGAACACCUCCUUUUGCACCGCGGAAACACUCAUGUAUGGUCCACAGACGUUUCCAUCUCAUCAGUGAACCCUACUAUGGCUCAGCUGUUAGAUACCGGAAACCUAGUCUUGAUCCAAAACGGUGACAAGAGGGUUGUGUGGCAAGGCUUUGAUUAUCCCACAGAUAAUUUGAUUCCCCACAUGAAACUCGUACUGGAUCGGAGAGCCAGUUUUAACAGGUUCCUAACUUCUUGGAAGUCCCCAACCGACCCAGGAACCGGGAAAAACUCGUUCGAGAUUAACGCCAGUAAGUCUCCUCAACUGUGUCUGUACCAGGGUUCAGAGCGGCUAUGGAGAACCGGUCACUGGAAUGGUCUCCGGUGGAGCGGUGUGCCAACGAUGAUGCACAAUAUGAUAAUCAAUACUAGCUUUCUGAACAAUCAAGAUGAAAUCUCUUAUAUGUUUGUCAUGGCCAAUGCGUCGGUUCUCUCGAGGAUGACGGUCGAGCUCGACGGUUAUCUCCAGCGAUACACGUGGCAGGAAACGGAAGGCAAAUGGUUCAGCUUCUAUACAUGCCCAAGGGAUCGGUGCGACAGGUACGGCCGGUGCGGACCGAACAGCAACUGCGAUAACAGCCGCACCGAGUUUGAGUGCACGUGCCUGACGGGGUUCGAGCCCAAGUCGCCGCGUGACUGGUUCUUGAAAGACGGCUCAGCGGGAUGCCUGAGGAAGGAAGGAGCGAAGGUGUGCGGGAACGGGGAAGGGUUUGUGAAGAUGGAAGGUGCGAAGCCCCCAGAUACAUCGGUGGCACGUGUGAACAUGAACAUGAGCUUGGAAACGUGUAGAGAGGGGUGCCUGAAGGAGUGUUCUUGCAGUGGAUACGCGGCUGCAAAUGUGAGUGGAAGUGGGAGUGGAUGCUUGUCUUGGCAUGGGGAUUUGGUGGAUACAAGAGUGUUUCCUGAAGGGGGCGAAGAUUUAUAUGUGCGUGUGGAUUGUUAAAAGGUAGACCUCGCUGAAAAUCAAAAGCAAUCAAAAGGUUUCCUUGCGAAGAAGGGGAUGAUGGCAAUUUUGAAGAUGAAAGACUCUCCAGGAGCUAAGGAGCAUGAUGAAAGUAGAACAAAUUUUGAAUUACAAUUCUUUGAUCUGAACACCAUAGCUGCAGCCACAAAUAAUUUCUCUUCUAAGAACGAACUUGGAUGUGGUGGUUUUGGCUCAGUUUAUAAGGGUCAGCUAUCUAAUGGACAAGAAAUAGUUGUGAAAAAUUUAUCAAAGGAUUCGGGACAAGGAAAAGAAGAAUUUAAGAAUGAAGCGACACUUAUUGCAAAACUCCAACACGUAAAUCUUGUGAGGCUUUUGGGUUGUUGCAUUACAGAAGAAGAGAAUAUGUUAGUCUAUGAGUACUUAUCAAACAAAAGUUUAGACUCUUUCAUUUUCGAUGAAACAAAGAAGUCAUUGUUAGAUUGGAGGAAACGCUUUGAAAUUAUUGUUGGAAUUGCUCGAGGAAUCUUAUAUCUUCAUGAGGACUCUAGAUUAAGAAUCAUACACAGAGAUCUAAAAGCAAGCAAUGUUCUACUCGAUGCCAAAAUGUUUCCAAAAAUUUCAGAUUUUGGCUUGGUUAGAAUAUUUCGAGGAAAUCAAAUGGAAGGAAACACAAAUCGAGUAGUUGGAACAUAUGGUUACAUGUCACCUGAGUAUGCGAUGGAAGGGUUAUUUUCAACAAAAUCCGAUGUCUAUAGCUUCGGAGUUUUGUUGUUAGAGAUUAUUACUGGGAGAAAAAAUAGCACCUAUUAUCGGGAAGGUCCAUCCAUAAGCUUAGUUGGAAAUGUUUGGAACCUAUGGGAAGAAGGCAAAGCCUUAGAUAUAAUCGAUCCGUCACUAGAAAAGUCAUACCCUACAGAUGAAGUAUUGAGCCACAUCCAAAUUGGGCUCUUAUGUGUCCAAGAAUCUGUAACAGAUCGACCUACCAUGUUGACUAUUAUUUUCAUGUUGGGUAAUAACUCUACUCUUCCUUUUCCUAAACGGCCUGCAUUUAUUUCAAAAACAACUCACAAGAGUGAAGAUCUAUCAUCCUCUGGUGAGGGACUUUUAUCUGUAAAUAAUGUGACUGUGACUGUGCUUCAACCUCGCUAAAUGCUUACACUUUCAAUUUAUCCUCCUUGACAAGGAAUUGUAUACACAAUGUCAUUAAGAGAACACCUUUUGAUUUAAUGAUCAUAGUUAGAUAAUUAACCAA
This is a messenger RNA of Vitis vinifera (wine grape), 2648 nucleotides long. RefSeq names its product G-type lectin S-receptor-like serine/threonine-protein kinase At1g11410. Lineage: Eukaryota; Viridiplantae; Streptophyta; Magnoliopsida; Vitales; Vitaceae. The transcript has 9 exons. The record is from RefSeq and is a predicted model, not a curated record. Gene Ontology annotation, molecular function: protein serine/threonine kinase activity; ATP binding. Gene Ontology annotation, biological process: protein phosphorylation; recognition of pollen.